AUGAGGAUAAGAAAGGCGACACUGUUUCAAUUAUUUAUUAUCGGCUUGUUCGGUCUGACGGUGGAUGUAAUUGGGCUGAAAGUGAAUAAGGACCGCCAGCAGCAGCAGCAGCGACAGCUUGCAGGUGGUCCAACCGGCCGGGGUCAGACUGCUGGUGGCCAUAAUCAGGAUCGAGCCGGUUAUGUGCUGCCAACCGACGAAUUCGGCUACAUUUCCGACGCGAUGCUGCCGGAUGUGCACGGUGACGGAUCCCAUGGAUCGGUCGGUGCGGCGCCAUCGAAAGCAUCAUCGGGAAGGUCGGACUUUUCGACCAGCUUUCCGGUCUUUUCCGGGACGGUGACGAACGUGAAACCGGCGCACGAUGAUGCCGGUGAGGAUGAGGACGAUGAUGACGAGGAUGACUACGAGGAUGGUGGCGAGUUGCUGGGACCUUUCGAUGUUGACAGCCGGGCGACCGAGGAUCGGGGCUCGGAAGCUCACAAACACGACUCACUCGACUACACGGGCAACUACGAUACGCCUGAGAUGGAUCAGAUCGAGAGCUUUGGUGGUCCCACGGAUGGAACGCCACUUCCGGUGUUUCUGGUCGAACCGAAGGGUGCGUUCGUCAUGAAGAACCGACCGGUGGAGUUGUACUGCAAAGCGUCACACGCUCUCCAGAUCUCGUUCAAGUGCAGCGGAACCACGAAGCCACCACCGACGGUGAAAGAACACCACACGGACCCGCACAGCGGCAUUCAGCUGCAGGAAGCUACAGCCACCAUCACGCGUGAGCUGGUCGACGAGUUCUUCGGUGAAGGCCCUUUCAAAUGCGAGUGCCGUGCGUAUUCAUCCCGGGGCCACGUCAAGACGCAACCGGUCAUGAUCCAGGUGGCGACCAUCAAGAAGCAAAUUAGCAUCUCACCGAAGACGGUGCGCGUCGGUACGGGUGGCCGAGCUGAACUGAGCUGCAUUGCGCCUGCAACACCGGUGGCCAAGGUGGCCUGGCUGAAGAAUGGCGUACCGGUGCAACCCAAUCCACCAUUCGUGCUGCUCACCGACAGCACGCUCCUGAUUGCGCGCGUAGAAAUACAGGACAUGGCCAAUUAUACAUGUGUUGCGGAGAACAUCGCCGGCAAGCGCGUCUCCGAGCCGGUCCCAAUCAUCGUGUUCGUUGACGGAGGCUGGAGCUCGUGGGGUCCCUGGACGGACUGCAAGUGUCCUGGCCAUCCGAAGCAGGGCCAAAAGCGUACGCGCGUCUGCAACAGCCCCGUCCCGAUGAACAGCGGUGCGGCGUGUUCUGGAGCCAGCACCGAAUCCACCCUCGACUGUCUGCCGUGUUCUGACGAUGUGCAAAUCGUGAAUCCAAACGGAUAUCACCUCAACGCCGGACGAUGGUCGGGCUGGUCAGAGUGGAGCUCGUGCGGACCGGACUGUACCCAAACGCGUCAACGCUCCUGCAUCGGUGGUUCUCCGGCGUCCCAUCUGGCUGGCAGCGUCCCGGUGGCCACGGCCGCCCUAGUGGCCAACGGAUCCUCAGCGCAAGCAUUCGCCAUCGAUGGUGGUGCCAUCGUGAGCUGCCUCGGGAAGAGCCAACAGUCGCUCAAAUGCACCGGCGGGAUGUGCAACUACACCGUGCAAGAUUCCAACUGGCACGUGUACUUGUGGGUGGUUUUGAUCGCUGGCCUCUGUCUCGGAAUCGGCGCCGGGAUAUCGAAGGUCAUCCGACGGAAGAAAACAAUUCCGGCCUAUAAUCUGGCUCGUUCAGAAAUGCCAACCGAGUAUUUCGCCAACGAGAGCAAGAAGCUGACCCAUUUCCAGCCGGACCUGACGCAGAACACGGGAGCCAUCAAUUACGAGUACCCGCUGACAGCGCCCCACCAGCCCCAUCUGGCGGGUGGCCAGCUCCAUCAUCAUCAUCAGUCUUCGCUGCAUCAUCAGCACGGCAGCAGCCUGCUAGGGCCGACGGUUGGGCCACAUCACCCACCAAACCAAUCGCAGCAAGCGCCAACCCUUCCGAUUGGGGGCCUCAAAUCGUCACUGCCUUUGCCACGGUCCAAUUCCGAGCACCAUUACGACGUGCCCCAUUUAUGCAAUAACUACAUCUACCCGCUGGACAAAGUCAGCAUCAAUGAAUCAUACUCCUCGUCCACGUACUCGAAGCGCGUGUGCAGCGUGGAAUCGCUCGAAACAUCGACCAACACAUCGGGUGACUCCACGUACGAUCAGGCACCGAUGCUCCCGAACAGCUCACCGGCCAUCCGACCGACGACACUUGUCGAGGAUUCAGGCGCUUUCCGCAGCUCCGAAGUCACGCAGGUGACACUAACUCCUGCAGGUGCGCUACUCCGGCUCAACACCUACUCGACGGCACUACUCAUCCCGGAAGGAGCCAUCCCGAAGCAUCAGCGCCACAACGUCGUCCUGUCGAUCGUGCGUGACGACAAACAUCACGUACCGUUACCGACAGGACCCCGGUCGACGUAUCUGAGCCCGGUCGUGUUCUGUGGUCCCGUCGACACGAAGGUACACAAACCGUUCGUCAUGAAGUUGCCCCAUUGCGCCGAGAACCUCUCGAACUGGGUGUUUUCCCUAUACAGUGCACCCGAUAACUUUACCUCCUGGAGUAAGGUCGUGACGAUCGGUGAGGAGACGAUCAACACGCCGGCAUUGGUGCAGAUCGAUCGGCGGUACGCGUAUGUCCUGACCGAAACCUUUGGCAAGUACGUGCUGGUGGGUGAGUCCGCCAACGAUCUGCAGGAACGUGUGGCCUGUAAAAAGCUGCGCCUGUUCAUCUGUGGACCUUCAACAGUGCCCGAGUUUUCCGACGUUAACCUGCGGAUUUACGUCGUCGAGGAUAACCCUGGUGCGGAGGAGCGCUGUCGGCACUGUGAGCAGGAGAUCGGUGGUGUCCUGUUAGGGCGCAGCUCAGUACUAAACUUCGCCGACGUUGGACAUGGUCUUAGCAUCGAUAUGCGAUGUGUCGGUGGUUGGCGUACGAAAAGUGGCAGCGAACGGCAGACGAUCCCAUUCGCGCACAUGUGGCAUGGUAGCAAUACGCCACUACACUGCAGUUUCCGGCUUUGCCGAACGGAGCACGAUAAGUGUGACUUUAAAAUUGAGGUGCAAGCUUCACAGGACCUCGGCCCACUGGAUGGGUUCGGGUGUGGUGGAGAACCAGCCACGCUUAGCAUCACGGAAUUCACGCCUUUACCGAAAGAUGGCCAAUGUCAGCAUUCAUCCAGCUCGUUCGAAACCAUGACCGUGUGCAGUGUGGGUUCUGGAUCGGGUGAUCGUACCAGCGUCGUAUCGACCGAUCACUUCCGGCUGUCGAAGGACGUAAAGCGGAAGUUGUGCCGGUGUCUCGAUCCACCCACACAGAAGCGCAACGACUGGCGCAUGUUGGCGGCACAUCUGAACGUCGAUCGCUACCUGACGUACUUCGCGACACGACCAUCACCCACUGAUCAGAUCCUGGACCUGUGGGAAUGCCGCAACCGGGAGCUGAACGCCGUACAGCAGCUGAUCGAAAUCUGCCGAACGAUGGAGCGUCCGGAUGCGGUCGCGAUUCUCGAACAGAUUCAACCACCGGCCCCGUGGUUGUAG
Molecule: messenger RNA, 3585 nt
Organism: Anopheles nili
Lineage: Eukaryota; Metazoa; Arthropoda; Insecta; Diptera; Culicidae
Product: netrin receptor unc-5-like
Exons: 11
Coding region: 1-3585 (1194 amino acids)
Biological process (GO): motor neuron axon guidance; netrin-activated signaling pathway
Cellular component (GO): membrane
Molecular function (GO): netrin receptor activity; protein binding
Source: RefSeq, a predicted model, not a curated record